GACUGAGACUUUUGAGUUCCAUUUUGAGAAUAUAAGACCACGUUUGGGUUGGUCUCUCCAAUAACCUUUUUUGUCUUCAUUUGUGGUCCACAUAACGCACUACAAUCCUCCCCCACACGUAGACAAAUUCACCUCAUACAUAUCAUCUCCAUUAUAUAAACCAAUCACAUUCACAUCUUAACAUAUACCAAAACAUAGAUUUUUACUACAACAUCAUGGGUAGUGUAGAUCACGAAUAUCCUCUGGAAGCUGAGAGCGUGCAGCAGCGGCAGCAGCAAGUAGAGCUUCCUCCACCUCAACCCUUUUUCAAGUCUCUAAAGAUCUCCUUGAAGGAGACUUUCUUCCCAGAUGACCCUUUCAGACAGUUCAAAAACAAGCCAUCCUCUAAAAAGAUCAUGCUUGCUAUUCAGUAUUUCUUUCCCAUCUUCCAAUGGGCACCCAAAUACACCUUUAACUUCUUCAAAGCUGACCUCAUAGCUGGCAUCACCAUAGCUAGCUUGGCCAUUCCUCAAGGCAUCAGCUAUGCCAAGCUCGCCAACCUCCCUCCUAUCCUCGGACUAUAUUCAAGCUUUAUACCACCUUUGAUUUAUGCCAUGAUGGGAAGCUCAAGAGAUUUGGCGGUGGGGACGGUGGCGGUUGGAUCGCUUCUGAUGGGUUCCAUGUUGAGUGAUGUGGUUAAUCCUACCCAAGACCCACGGCUUUACCUACACCUUGCCUUCACUGCUACAUUAUUUGCUGGAAUUUUUCAGGCUGCUUUGGGUUUGUUUAGGUUGGGGUUGAUAGUUGAUUUUCUAUCACAUGCAACAAUAGUAGGGUUCAUGGGAGGAGCAGCUACAGUGGUUUGUCUGCAGCAACUAAAAUCGAUUCUGGGUCUUGUGCAUUUCACCCAUGGAGCUGAUAUCAUAUCAGUGAUGCGCUCUGUUUUCACCCAAACUCAUGAGUGGAAGUGGGAAAGUUCUGUGUUAGGAUUUGUCUUCAUCUUCUUCCUCCUUAUCACUAGAUACUUUAGCAAAAAACGACCAAGGUUUUUCUGGGUGUCAGCAAUGGCGCCGUUAACAUCGGUUAUAUUGGGAAGUCUGUUAGUUUAUUUCACUCAUGCUGAGAGGCACGGAGUUGAAGUGAUAGGAGAAUUGAAGAAGGGUUUAAAUCCACCAUCAGUAUCAAAGCUGGUUUUUGUGUCACCUUAUAUGACCACAGCUGUGAAAACUGGCAUUGUUGUUGGCAUCAUAUCACUAGCAGAAGGAAUAGCAGUGGGAAGAAGCUUUGCAAUGUAUAAAAAUUACAAUAUUGAUGGCAACAAAGAGAUGAUAGCUAUGGGUACCAUGAACAUAGUUGGUUCUUUCACCUCUUGCUACAUCACAACAGGGCCAUUUUCACGCUCAGCCGUCAACUAUAAUGCUGGAUGCAAGACAGCAGCUUCCAACAUUAUAAUGUCAAUAGCAGUGAUGUUGACAUUGCUAUUCCUAACACCCUUGUUCCAUUACACUCCCCUGGUGGUGCUGUCAGCCAUUAUUGUAUCUGCAAUGCUUGGACUCAUAGAUUAUGAAGCAGCCAUCCAUCUCUGGAAGAUUGAUAAAUUUGACUUUGUUGUGUGCAUGAGUGCAUACGUUGGCGUGGUCUUUGCCAGUGUUGAAAUUGGCUUAGUCAUAGCUGUUGCAAUUUCUGUACUUCGAGUACUGCUUUUCAUUGCAAGGCCAAGGACAUUCGUUUUGGGAAACAUUCCAAAUUCUGGGAUUUACAGAAAUGUUGAGCAAUAUCCAAAUGCAAAGCAUGUUCCUGGAAUCCUCAUCCUAGAAAUUGAUGCACCGAUCUACUUUGCCAAUGCAGGCUAUUUAAGAGAAAGGAUCACAAGGUGGGUUGAUGAAGAAGAAAGCAGAAUCAAAGCUACUGGAGAGACAAGUUUGCAGUAUGUUAUAAUGGAUAUGAGUGGUGUUGGAAACAUUGAUACAAGUGGAAUAAGUAUGCUUGAAGAGGUCAAGAAGAUUACUGAGAGAAGAGAACUUCAACUUGUUUUGGUGAAUCCUGGAAGCGAGGUGAUGAAGAAACUGAACAAAUCCAAAUUCCAAAAUCAUUUAGGAGAGAGAUGGAUCUAUUUAACUGUUGAAGAGGCCGUUGGAGCAUGCAACUUCAAUCUCCAUGAAAGAACGAAUCUGAAGAACGAUGAAUCAGAGGGUUGGAACAAUGUUUGACUGAGAAUGAGCAAAAGAAUAUUCUCAAGAGCUCAUUAAUUUUCGUCUCAGUUAUGUCAGCAUUACAAUUUGUGGCAUCAGAAUUUCCAAAUCGUGCCGCAGAAGUUUUAGAAGCAUAGCACAAUGAAAGAUGCACGACUCUUGUCCUAAGUUAGAACAACAUAGGCUGUCUAAUAAUCAUAUGUAUCAUGUUUUAUAAUUUAUUCAAAUGUAAAGUAAUUUUCAUGACAAUUGAAGAAUCCUUCGGAAACUUCUUAUAAUUAAAUAAGCUGAUUGUAGCUUAUGAAAAA
This is a messenger RNA of Vigna radiata var. radiata (mung bean), 2479 nucleotides long. RefSeq names its product sulfate transporter 3.1. Bases 216 to 2189 code for a protein of 657 amino acids. Gene Ontology annotation, molecular function: secondary active sulfate transmembrane transporter activity. NCBI's taxonomy places the organism in Eukaryota, Viridiplantae, Streptophyta, Magnoliopsida, Fabales, Fabaceae. Gene Ontology annotation, biological process: transmembrane transport. Gene Ontology annotation, cellular component: membrane. The record is from RefSeq and is a predicted model, not a curated record. The transcript has 12 exons.